Messenger RNA from Anthonomus grandis grandis, 2237 nucleotides. RefSeq names its product lachesin (gene DIP-delta). The record is from RefSeq and is a predicted model, not a curated record. Gene Ontology annotation, cellular component: neuron projection. Lineage: Eukaryota; Metazoa; Arthropoda; Insecta; Coleoptera; Curculionidae. The transcript is spliced from 10 exons. Bases 429 to 1493 code for a protein of 354 amino acids.
AACCAAACUUUACGUUGAAUACACGUCGUGCAAUUUAAAACCUUAAGGUCUAUUAGCGUAAGGGCUAAACGGAUUGUCCCCGGCAAGAAUAUAUUAGUGACGAGAUUAGAAAUUUGCCGGCGUUUAUUUCUUUUUUAUGCUAAGUGCCAAGGUAGGAAUUUAAGGUGGCUUCGGUUGAAAAGUGAAGUUCCAAAUUAAAGCUCGAUUUAGUAUGACCUUAAGGUAUACGUAAGGUAAUAUAGCCCGUUAGCUUACGGGAACUAUUCGCUUGUGAAAGUAAUAGACUCCGGAGAGCCUUAACAGAUGGUCCAAAAUUCGUGGAACCAAUACCAAAUGUAACAGUAGCACUGGGAAGGGAUGCAAGUCUUCCCUGCGUGGUUGAGAAUCUCGGAACAUACAAGGUGGCGUGGAUCCAUAUAGAUCGGCAAAUGAUAUUGACUAUUCACAGGCACGUGAUCAGUCGUAUACCCAGAUUCAGUGUGUCACAUGAUAACGCAAAAACCUGGCUACUGCACGUCAAUAACGUACACAAGGAAGACAGAGGAUAUUAUAUGUGUCAAGUUAAUACCAAUCCCAUGAUUAGUCAAGUGGGGUAUUUACAAGUUGUUGUACCACCAAACAUCAUAGACAGUCUUAGUACGCCCUCUAGCGUGGCAGUACGUGAAAAUCAAAACGUCAGUUUGACAUGUAAAGCCGAAGGGUUUCCAACCCCUAAAAUCAUGUGGAGAAGGGGUGAUAGUCAAGAAAUCUCUGUUGACCGAAAGAAAAAGGUGGCCGUUUAUGAGGGAGAACAUCUGAAUUUAACCCGCAUAAGUAGAACAGAGAUGGGUGUUUACCUCUGCAUCGCCACGAAUGGGGUGCCACCGUCUGUCAGCAAAAGGGUAGUCGUCGACGUAGAAUUUCCACCAAUGAUAUGGGUACCAAACCAGUUGGUAGGUGCUCCAGCUGGUACUGACGUCACUUUAGACUGUCAUACAGAAGCCCACCCGAAAGCUAUCAGUUAUUGGGUGCGGGAUAAUGUUAUGCUACUACCAACAAAAAAAUAUGGAUCGGACCUAACUGAAAAUAGUUACAUGGCACACAUGAAAUUGACUGUCCGAAACCUCCAGACGAUCGACUUCGGCAACUAUCGGUGCAUCUCGAAAAAUUCCCUCGGGGAAACCGAAGGCUCCAUCAGGCUCUACGAAAUUCCUAUGCCUACCACAAUUUCCAAACCAACGGAAGUGAGGAGUCAGCUUCACAAAGAGAAUAUGUCAAAGCGGAACAUCAGUAAGGGCAACCAGGAAGAGAAAAUGAGGAGUAAAAUGCUUUCAUCCUCGGAAAAUGACGAGAAUGCUUUGCAAAAGGAGGUUGAAAUGAGACAAGAGUAUGGGAGUGGAUACCAUACACCUUCUAAACCACAGUUAUCCGGUUGCGUCAGCAUGGCCAGAUGGACGUUCUCCCAGUUUGCAGCUGUGAUCCUCAACUGUUUUUUCUAUCAGCACCGUAUUUAAACUUUUGUUGGAUCAAUGUUGACUUUGUCUAUCUACUUUUUUUGUUUAAUUAUUAGCUUUUUUUGUUAAUAGACGCCUUCUGAAUCGGCUUUUGCCAUGUGGCAGUAAAAUCUUUUCUUUUUUUUUUUUAAAUAGAGUACAGUGUAAUCAAGCCCUAAUCAAGCUAAGUAAGGUCGCAUUCGGAAUACUCGAUAAUUAUUUUAAGGAAUUAUUUCCUUUUAGAAUCGAGUUUUGCACGUUUAGAGAGGUUUAAUUAGAGAUACGGUUGAACAGAAUUUAACUAAAGUUACACUGAUUAAUAAAAGAGUUUUUAAAUUUGUACUUUUUACGAAAUACGUUUUAAUUAACAGUUCUUUUGGCGAAAGUCUAUUUUAAUGGCGAUUCUGAGAAUGAAACAAUGAUGUGCCAAAGCUAUAUGUCUCUCUCAGAACCAGUUUAGUAAAAAUUAUAAAGAGCAUAUCGAAUGACUGACGUUAAUUAUUAAUAAAAAAAAAACAUUUCUAGCAGGCAUAUCUUUAAAAGACGUAUUUACAUAUCAUAAAUUAAAUUGUCGUAAAAACACAACAUCAGAGGAAAUGAUAUUUAAGCUCACUUCAGACCUGCUUUUUUUACUAUAUAAAUGAACAAAAUGUAUUAAUCAAACCAAUUAUUUUAUACUGCUAGGGGCCUAAUUUUGUUUCUUGUUAUGUACGGUUUUUAGGUAAUACUCUUAGUGAAUUUAGACCUUUUUUAUGUUUAAUGAAU